GUCACAAGUAGCCAGUUGCUUGGUUUUAUCAACAUUAUAUAUAUAUAUGAAGCGCGCCUGACUGACGCCGCCUUUCUAGUUUACUGAUCUGUUCAGAGUAAUUCUCCACCCCUUCUCUAUCAUCCUCGGUAAACAGUCCUGCCGGGCCAUAUCGUCUGCGUACUUAAACUUCACAGAAGUCCCCUACAGUGAAGAUAAAUGUUUCUGGAAUCGUUUACAACCCAGACUCACACAAAACGAGCUGAACAAAUACAUGUCUUCUAAUGGUUUUUGAUGAACACUAAAUGUUUGUAUGCGCACCUUUUUUUCUUUUUACAAAUGACUGUGUCCCAUUGCUAAUUUAACGAUAAGAUCUACCUGAUGGCACAUCCCGAGCCUAUUAAACGCAAUGGAAAACCGUAGCAGUAAGGAGGUUAAGCAUUAUUUACUUAACAUAAUGCAUGCAAUAUUUAUAGUCUCCGCAGGAAAGUGUAACGUCGGGGAACCUGGAGGCUAACAUUUAUUUGUUAAUUAGCUGAAAUAACAACCGCUAACAGAAGGCUGUCGGUCGACUUACUUCCCUAGUUACGUUAUCUCUAUUCCCUUUCGCUCCGGCUCGCUUCCUCUAGACAGAAACAGGGGCGGCUCCGCAGAGCUAUAAAAAUAAUGGGAAUCUGACAGCACCUCCGACUUAAGUAACAGUUAUCCUCCCAGGGCAAACGGCGAAGUGACUGACAGCAAGAGGACUCUCAGUACAGGACCGAGCGACUCCGCUGGAGAACUGAGUUCUUGGCUCAGAUGUCGCACACGAUGGAGUUCAAAGAGCUCGGAGGCGAGGGGGAUUCAGACGGGGAGCUGGAGGACUUGGACAGCGUUAAAGCGCUGACCGAGAAGCUCAAGCUCCAAACCCGGCGACCCUCCUAUCUGGAGUGGAAGGAGAGGCUGCAGAGCCGGCCUUGGAAACGGGGCACCCGCGAGCAGAGCGGAACCGAGCCGCAGAGCGGGACCGAGCCGCAGCGCGGCGCCGGCGUGGGGUACCGAGCUGGAGAGGAGACGCGCCCGGACCUCGGAGGCUGCAAGAACAGGGACUCCCGCGUCACUGUGAGGAACAUCUGCGGUUUUGACACGCUGGAUGAUGCCCUGGACUGGCUCAGAAAAGAACUGAGGGAGAUGCAGGUGCAGGAUGACCAGUUGGCACGGCAGCUGAUGAAGCUGCGGGGAGAGAUCCACCGCCUGAAGGUGGAGCAGGUGUGCCACCGGCACCGGGAGAUGCUCGACGACGCCACCUACGGGCUGGAGGAGUGCGGCGAGGAGUCCGACCUGCUCUGCGACAUCCCCCUCAAGGCCGCCUUCGCCCUCUCCAUGCCGCUCAAACACAUCGGCCUGACCAAGAUGAACAUCAACGCCCGCAGGUUCUCCCUGUGCUAGCAGCUCCCCCGGCCCGGGGGCCGCUGGGAAGCUCCGCCAGCGCCUUUUAAACAGGAGCGUGGUGGUGCUGGUGGUGGUGGUGGUGGUGGGGGGGAGGGUAUUGCUACUUUUGACACUCCUGCGCUGAAGCGUCAGUGCAUUUCAAAGAUGUCUGCUGAGUCUCCGAUGAGAGGCAGUGAAAAAGCUGCUUGCAUUCUUCUCUGCUCAGGGUUGUCAAGUGCUGCCCCUCUCUAACCAGUCCCUUCUCCCUGGGGCAGCGGGCUCUUGACGAAGGACACCGCAUGGCCUUGGAAGGGCAACAAGCGCAUGAGGCUGAGCAUCAGACAGGAGCCGUUUUGCCCUGCUCCCUGAUAGCGUCAGCAUCUGCUAAACCUCUCCUGCUGCUAUGGAUGGCUUGAAGAUACUCCCAGGAAUUGCUGCACAACUGCCUCUUCUUGGGGUUAAAAUCCCACCGCUGCAGGAGAGGAGUACUCAUUCUUAUCCCGAAAUUUGAAAGAGGCACUUUCCCUUUUGCAACAGAUAGCCAAGUUCGUUUGUUCUAUAAUCCACCCCCCCUUAUCAAUGGGAAAUGCAGCCUUCAGGCCUGAGAAGGUGCUGUGAAUGUGCCUGCAGCUUUUCCCUUAUUCAGGGCAUGUAAUGAAGCCGCAUGCAGACCUCUGCUAUGUGCUAUGGUACAUGCUUAGAUCUUUAUUUUAAUCACCUGUAUGUAAACCAACCUUUUGAAAGCUGUGUGUAAAAAAAAAAUAGACAUUUGGUUUUGUAAGUGUUGUUGAUUUGAGUUCCUGACUGCAUAUCUCACUUGAAGGACCACUGAGAACAGAAUCACCAACAACCACCCCUUCUUUUCAUCUUGUGUUUGUGGUGUCACUGCCUGGGUGAUCUUGUCACGUCACGUCUUCGUCAUUACCUGUGGUGCUGACGUCCUGGGUGCUGCUGCUUAAAGGCUUCCAGGUCUUGACUCUCUGGUGUUCAGGCCCUGGAGUGGAGCAAUGGUUUUUGGCAGUGUGAUGUUAGAAUGUAUUUUCACCUUCCGCUGCUGAAUUAAUCCUCUUGAUCAUCUGGGACAGAGAGAGUUUCUCUCUGUCAGCUUUUCUGUGUUGAUUAAAGAUAUAAUACAGUUCCCUUUA
Molecule: messenger RNA, 2534 nt
Organism: Lepisosteus oculatus (spotted gar)
Lineage: Eukaryota; Metazoa; Chordata; Actinopteri; Semionotiformes; Lepisosteidae
Gene: fam167b
Product: family with sequence similarity 167 member B
Source: RefSeq, a predicted model, not a curated record